This is a messenger RNA of Mesocestoides corti, 426 nucleotides long. The record is from the annotation of a GenBank genome assembly. NCBI's taxonomy places the organism in Eukaryota, Metazoa, Platyhelminthes, Cestoda, Cyclophyllidea, Mesocestoididae.
AUGACUUUGAAUGGGGUUGUGAUGCCUGUCAACCGUUAUUUAUUUAUUUAUUUGCGUUGUUGUAGAUUUCAACCCGAGGAAUUCAUCGAUGCAGAGGCAGAACUGUCAGGUGAUGAAGUUGAGCGUGCCAAUUAUGCCGACGAACAGGAGGACGAAGAUGAUUCGGACGCUGUGAGCCUCAAAGAAUUUGUGGAUGAAACUGAGAUGGACGAUCGAAGUGGAAAAUUGCGUCGCGAGGUCGAACGCGUCUACAAUCGUAUCCAAGCGGACGAGGAUCAACGAAAAUUGCGCUACCUCAAGGAAAUGUUCUUCGAAGAUGGUGAUCUUUACGACGAGGAUGGGAAAGUCCGUCAAAGACGUUUUCGGUGGCGAGGUCUCGGUAAGUGCCAGUCUUUCCACCCUCAGGGUGUCACAUCUACUUCAUAA